Fusarium sp. VM40 is the source of this 1044-nucleotide messenger RNA. The record is from the annotation of a GenBank genome assembly. Lineage: Eukaryota; Fungi; Ascomycota; Sordariomycetes; Hypocreales; Nectriaceae.
AUGAAAACAGCCUCGCAUCCUUCAGCUCCUCACAACGCAACAAGCAAAGUAAAACGUCUCGUCGGUAAAAUCUGCCGCCAUUCGCACCCUUCUCCUCCAGAGUCCACCUCCUCGUCUCCGUCAUCAUCAGCAAAAACAUCUCGCGAAUCCUCAGCAUGCCCACGCCCACUUAUUGGCAAAAACAGCCAGCGCCAGAGCCGUCGCGGUUCGGCCUCCGAGGAAGAAGACCGCGUGCACGACCUUGAGCUCUGGAACGCAGCAUAUGACUUGCUCAAGAGGGACAACACGUCUUCAGGUCUUGUGCUGGCGUAUGAAAACAUCAUUUCUCACGCCCUGCCCGAUUCAUUAAGGCCGGGAUACAAUGGAAGCCCCAAUGGCCUAUCAUCCGAGAGUGAGAGGAGGACAGAGCUUAUGAUGAUGAUUGCAAAGUCCGGGUUAAACCGCGAAAUCAAGGAAGCUUCUCAGACAGACUCUGGUGAUGAUGGUGCUGCAAGAGAUAAUCUAAUACAGAUAAGGUUAAUGAUAGCUUCAUUACUUGACGACAAGCCCAGCGCAGGAAUCGCAUGGGCUGGCUUCUGCUCUCUAACACCUCUCCUCCUUGACCCUCUUCUUCGACACGACGACAUCUCUCAAGGUUUCGUCCACAUCACCGACAGCAUCCCUCACUACCUGACACUCCACCGCGCCCUCCGCCCAACAUCCUGGACAUCACAACCAGAGUUCCAGCGUCUACAGCCGCACGUCCGCCAAACACUGCUAGAUCUCUACCGCCGAAUUCUCGAGUAUGAGAUGAACAUAGUCUGCGCCGCUGCAAGCGCCUGGAACAUGGCCGCCCGCAACGUCGUCGACUGGCAUGGCUGGAAAGCCAUGGCCGAUGCUGUGCGCGAAAAGGACGAUGAGCUGAUGGGAUAUGUCGAGAAGAACGGCACGGAUGAGGCGAUGGCGCUAAUGGAGGUUCAGAGGAAGUUGGCUCCUGAAGGGGGAGGCCGUGGUAAGUUGACAGACGACACUUCACCUCAAGAUGCGACACAAACAAGAGAAUAA